CUGGAAGAGCAUCUUUCAAGUACCAACAGCGUUUCUGAAUCAAACAUUUAUUGUACAGUGAAGCCAAAGGCAGCAUGCGACAAGAAGCACCUAUGCAGAUGGCUGCUACACAGGAUGGUAAAUAUGGCCAGAAGGAGAGCUCUGACCAGAACUUUGACUACAUGUUCAAGCUGCUGAUCAUCGGGAACAGCAGUGUGGGGAAGACGUCCUUCCUUUUCCGCUAUGCUGAUGACUCCUUCACCUCCGCCUUUGUCAGCACCGUGGGUAUCGAUUUCAAAGUCAAAACCGUCUAUAAGAAUGAUAAGAGGAUCAAACUGCAGAUAUGGGACACAGCCGGGCAGGAGCGCUACAGGACCAUCACGACAGCGUACUAUCGUGGCGCCAUGGGCUUCAUCCUGAUGUAUGACAUCACCAAUGAAGAAUCCUUUGGCGCGGUCCAGGACUGGUCAACCCAGAUUAAGACCUACUCCUGGGACAAUGCCCAGGUGAUCCUGGCAGGGAACAAAUGUGACAUGGAGGAGGAGAGGGUGGUGUCCGUGGACAGCGGCAGGCUGCUGGCGGAGCAGCUGGGGUUUGAGUUCUUUGAGACAAGCGCCAAGGACAACAUCAAUGUCAAGCAGACCUUCGAGCGCCUGGUGGACAUCAUCUGCGACAAGAUGUCGGAGAGUUUAGAGACUGACCCCGCCGUCACCACGGGAACCCCGAACGCCAGACUAACCGACAACCCCCCACCUCUACAGCAACCCAACUGCGGCUGUUAGUGGGCACCAGGUGGCGCUAUCCCAGACGUGUGCUAUUGCCAAGAUAUUAAAAACCCUAGGUAUAGUCUUACAAAUUUUAAUUUAUUAUCUCCAUAUCUCACUUUCACAAAUAAAACUAUUCUGAUGUAACGUGCCUGGUACGUUUUGUCUCUGCAGGUUUAUUAUUUUUUAUUUUUAGUUUUAACAUAUGUAGUGCAACACUGCAGCCUUGUAGUACAUCCUGUAUGUAGCCUUGCCAAAUCCUUCUACAGCCCUGCAUUAUGGAGCUUUUAUUUCCCUUUUGCUUCCACCACUGAUUUCAGCGAGUCGGUGGAUAGAAAUUAAUACUGCAUGAGUUUGUCCCCUCGUACCCCCCCUUCCACGAGUCACAGGUGAUGGCUCAUUUGCACAGGUGUGCAGUAGCUUGACCCAGGGGGCUGCUUCGCAGGGAAAACACACGCAAGCGAGAGCACCCGGUGGUGGUGACACACGGACGAUAGGCUUGAUGCACAGCUAAACUGAACGCGCAGGGACUUCCCGAUGCUCUCAGUCUGCAUGAAUAGACCAACCUUUUUCCUGCCCCACCUCCAUUACAUUUAACAGUUAUAUGUUACAUAUGCCAAGAAAUAAAGAAAUGGCACCUCUGCUUGGACAUUCAAAUACAAAGCCAGAUCUAGUCAUUCAAAAGCACCUUUAGCGAGGAAAACAAUGGUGAUUACUUCUUUCAUGCACGUGUGCCUCUGUUCAGCCUAAAUGUAGUGAGUUUUAGUCCUUCUUCUAAGCAAAUGGUACUUCUUUUAAGUCUCAGACAACAUGAGUUUUGUGGUGCCUGAAAGUAAUGAAAGAUCAUGUCUAUGAAAUGAAAACAGCUUUGCUUUAAUUGACAACUGAAUUUUAAGUACUUUUAGAGCAUUGGUGGUUAGACUGACCUCUGCUUUAUAGAUGCUUAUGGAAGGUUAAUGGUUGUUUUAUGCAGGAUCCUACAUUAAACUUUUAAACUGUUUCAUAUAUAUCCUCUGAUUUCACAAAGGAAAUGUUAAAUAUACCAAAAUUCAAAAUGGCAACACACUGGUACACCACCCAUGUUCAAAGCCAUUAAUUGAGUGUGAUCAAAACUGUUCAUUUCCAUUGACAUCUCUAUUUCUUUGAAAUCUUCAUAUUGAAAAUUAUGCUACACAGGGAAAACAUGUUGGAAAAUAUGUGCAUUGUUUAUUAUCAGUGUAGUUUUUAUAAUUCUUUAUUUUUGGACAGACAUCCAUUUGUCAUAUUUGUUAGGAUACACCAGGCAAGAUAUUGUAUUUGUAUAGGAUAUGACUAUGCUAUGGCUGACUAAUUGAGAUGAACUGUUCAGCUCCGUAUUUAGUGUGGAAUAUUGUCUAUGUGUGUGUGUGUGUGUGUGUGCGCGUGUGUGUGUGUGUGCGCAUGCUCGUACACACGCGUGUGUGGGUAUGUUGGUGCCACCAUCAAUUUAACUGUACCUUAAAAGAUAAACUACCUUACAAAAUGUGUGGCCUUUCAGCAUUCUCCAUAUUUGAUUAUCCUCAUUGGUGUUUUGCUUCAUUGUUAGAGAAUAUGGUACUGCAUGAUUGUAGACUAUACACUAUACGAAUAUGUGUGCGUGAGUGCGCUUGUCUGACUGUGCUUUUGGUUUUUGUCUUUAAAUCAGUGAACUCAAAUCAACUCCUAUUUGUUAGAAAUCCCAAAUGGAAGUGCUUUCUGGAUAUUGCAUAAAUGUUCUGUGGCUGGCAUACCGUAUGAAGGCAAUGCACAUGGAAAGGUCUCGGGCAACUAUUUUUGUAGAAGGAAUGAGUCAAGACAUCAAUAUUUUAUCCCUCUAACCAGAUAUAACGUCUGCAUUGUGCAAAUACUGCGGGUUUAUAUUACCAAGAAAUAGUCUGUCUGCUCUCUCCUCACUGAAUGAAGCCCUUUAGCUUUUUAAUAAAAGAGAAUGUGAAGUUCAUUUAUUUACCUGCUUCUCUUACAGGUUUGCAAUGUCUGAUUCUUUCAUCAAUUUUCCAUUUAACAUUUCCUUGACGUAACGGCUUUUCUAGAUCAACCAGAAAACUUUUAAACAUGAGAUUCAAUUGUGCCAAAAGUAUUCCACUGUAGAAAAUAAGAAUGGUGUUUUAGGCCUCGUCAGGUGAUUGUGUAAGUAGAAACUGAGUAGAAAUAAUCUGAGAAAUCUAGAUGCUGCAUGAAAUAGUGAGUGAUCUGUCUUUUUUUUAUAUAUCUAUAUUGUUUGUUUGAUUUGUGCACGCUCAAAUUUAGUUUUGAGGUGCAAUGGGCCAAAAAGUGCAAUAUUUUAAUACCUAUUUCUUGUAUAUAGUCAUCUGUUCCCAUGUAUACCUAUCAUAGCUGAGUGACUGUGAUCAGAUUCAGGCAACGUCAGUAGCAGUAAAAGUCCUCUUGCAAAUUUCCGAUGCUGCAUUUGCACACUGUAAAUACUGCAAAAGAGCAAGUGCUUCUCUCCCAGUGCUAAAGUAGGCAUUUGGGAAAGAGACUGCAUUUUCAAAAAAAUUGCACAAGACUUAAGAAAAAACCUGAUGCAUGAAUGAAUGCAAGAGAUGCAAGAGAAUUCACAUUCAUAUAUUAUU
Molecule: messenger RNA, 3334 nt
Organism: Megalops cyprinoides (Indo-Pacific tarpon)
Lineage: Eukaryota; Metazoa; Chordata; Actinopteri; Elopiformes; Megalopidae
Product: ras-related protein Rab-3C-like
Exons: 5
Coding region: 75-761 (228 amino acids)
Biological process (GO): protein localization to plasma membrane; protein secretion; regulation of exocytosis
Cellular component (GO): synaptic vesicle; plasma membrane; endosome
Molecular function (GO): GTPase activity; GTP binding
Source: RefSeq, a predicted model, not a curated record